Messenger RNA from Lepus europaeus (European hare), 945 nucleotides. RefSeq names its product olfactory receptor 2F1-like. Gene Ontology annotation, biological process: G protein-coupled receptor signaling pathway. Gene Ontology annotation, molecular function: olfactory receptor activity; G protein-coupled receptor activity. The coding region runs from base 1 to 945 and encodes 314 amino acids. The transcript has a single exon. Lineage: Eukaryota; Metazoa; Chordata; Mammalia; Lagomorpha; Leporidae. Gene Ontology annotation, cellular component: membrane. The record is from RefSeq and is a predicted model, not a curated record.
AUGGGCAGGGAAAACCAGACCUGGAUGAGUGAGUUUAUUCUCCUGGGGCUGUCCAGUGACUGGGGUACCCAGGUAUCCCUCUUUGUCCUAUUCCUGGCCAUGUAUGUGAUGACUGUAGUAGGAAAUUUCCUCAUCAUCCUCCUCAUCACGCUGGACAGCAGGCUUCAUAUUCCCAUGUACUUUUUCCUCAGUGUCUUGUCAUUUGUGGACAUCUGUUACACCAACAGCACUGUACCCCAGAUGCUUGUUCACUUCCUGUCAGCAUGGAAGUCCAUCCCAUUUCACAGCUGUGUCUUCCAGCUGUAUAUUUCUCUAGCAAUGGGCAGCACCGAGUUCUUCCUGCUGGGAGCCAUGGCCUAUGACCGCUACGUGGCAUUGUGCCACCCACUGCACUACACAGUCAUCAUGCAUGGAGGACUGUGCCUGGGGCUGGCCGGUGGCUGUGUGAUGGCAGGAUUCACAAAUUCAGUGAUGCAGACAGUCAUCAUCUUCCAGUUACCCUUGUGUCGCAAUGUCAUUAAUCACUUUGCCUGUGAGAUGUUGGCUGUGCUGAGGUUGGCCUGUGUGGACAUCUCCUUCAACAAGGUCAUGGUGGCCAUCUCGGGAUUUCUGGUGAUCAUGCUUCCCUGCUGUAUGGUUUUAUUCUCCUAUAGUCACAUAGUUGCUGCCAUUCUGCGCAUUCGCUCUGUGCAGGGACGUAGCAAAGCCUUUGGGACCUGUGCCUCACACCUCACUGUGGUGUCCCUGUGCUUUGGAACAGCUAUCUUCACGUAUAUGAGACCUGUGGGUGCCUCCUCAGCAGAUCAGGAGAAGAUGGUUGCCCUCUUCUAUGCCAUAGUGACACCAAUGCUUAAUCCCUUAAUCUACAGCUUGAGGAACAAGGAUGUGAUGAGUGCUUUUCAGAGAGUAUUGGAAAAGUUUGUUGAAACAAAGAGAAAGAUUUGA